Coregonus clupeaformis (lake whitefish) is the source of this 3262-nucleotide messenger RNA. RefSeq names its product actin filament associated protein 1-like 1a (gene afap1l1a). The record is from RefSeq and is a predicted model, not a curated record. The transcript has 18 exons. Gene Ontology annotation, cellular component: cytosol. NCBI's taxonomy places the organism in Eukaryota, Metazoa, Chordata, Actinopteri, Salmoniformes, Salmonidae. The coding region runs from base 118 to 2478 and encodes 786 amino acids. Gene Ontology annotation, molecular function: SH3 domain binding.
UGUGAAUUCCCUUGGGGUUCAACAGUAGUCAGACUCACUUCACUACUACAGAGGAGUACUUUUUUAAAUUAACCUUUUAUUGAAAAAUAACAAUUUAUUUGUCCUAACAUUGAAAUAAUGGUGGGCCUCUCUUCUUCAUCUGCUAGUGCGAUGAAUGUCCUGGUGACGGAGCUCAAUGUUCUGCUGAAGCUGCUGGACAACGAGACUCUGAGCUCUCCUACUGAGGACAAGAAGACCUCUGUUAGGAACCUGCUGAAACAACUACAGCCCACAGUGACAGGACCAGACUACUUGUACAUGAACAUGUCAGUGUACAGAAACGGCACCAGCUUUGUGGAAUCCCUCUUCGAGACCUUUGACUGUGACCUGGGGGAGCUGAAAGACAUGACAGAGGACCAGAAACAGAAGCAGGACACACACACAGACACACACACAGACACACACACUGACACACACAGAGACGACACAAUACCCUCAAAACAGAGCAGUCCAGACUCCUCUCCCCCCUGCUCAUCAGAGACCCCUCCACCCCUGCCCACCACCCCCCCUCCUGAGGCUUACUAUGAAGAGGCAGUACCUCUCAGCCCAGGCAAGCAGCCAGAGUACAUCACCACCCGCGGUAGCUCCAGCCCUCCUAACUCCAUAGAGGACGGUUACUAUGAGGAUGCAGAGAACAACUCCCCUCCUACCUGCAUCAACAGACGACAACGCAAAAACUCCUACAAUGACUCUGAUGCCCUGAGUAGUUCCUAUGAGUCCUAUGAGGAGGAUGAAGAGGAAAAGGGAUCAGGGCCAGGGUCCAGACUGACCCACCAGUGGCCUAGUGAUGAGAGCUCCAUGCUCCCGGCAAGGGACUGUAGGAUCUGUGCCUUCCUGCUGCGAAAGAAACGCUUCGGACAGUGGGCCAAGCAACUGACUGUCAUACGGGAUAACAGGCUACAGUGCUAUAAGAGCUCUAAGGACGUGUCCCCGUAUGUUGACCUGCCCCUGCCCCAGUGCACUGUGGUCUACGCCCCUAAAGACGGACGCAGGAAGAGACAUGAGCUGAGGUUCACUCCACCCAGCGGAGAGGCUCUGGUCCUGGCUGUGCAGAGCAGGGAGCAGGCACACAGGUGGCUCAGGGUGGUCCGUAAAGUGAGUCAGGGAAAAGGAACAGAAGAGUCCACUUCUCCCAUGAUACCCAGAAAGACUGAGCUGGACAAGCGGCUGUCUGGUGAGAAGACUAGAGCAGACUCAGACAGUGUGGGAGUGACUACAGGAGAGAACAACAGGGACAACAGAGAGAAUGGUGAGAGACUGUGGUACCUUGGUGGGUUCGAUUCCCGCUGGGGCCACCCAUGGAAAAAAUGUUGUAAGGUGAAGCGGGGGGCUCUAGCGGCAGGUCGUAAGAUAACACGUAUCAUCAGUUUCUCCAAGAGGAAGCACCCCCUACCUAGCGACGCACGCACCCCCUCCCCAGACACAGACCCUCGACAAGGCUACCUGUCUGUGUUGGUGAGCCAGGUAUGGACGGAUCAGUGGUGUUGUGUGUGUGGGGGUUCUCUCCACUUCCACCCUGACAGAGGAGACUCCCGGCCCUCCCUGGCCCCUCUACCACUCAAUGGGUGUGUGGUGUACCCAGGACUGGGCCCCAAACACCCCUUCGCCCUCAGGAUACUGAAGGGAGGCACAGAGGUGGCUGCAUUGGCGGCGUGUAGCUCUGAGGAGUUGGUGCGAUGGCUGGGUGUUCUGCUGGCAGAGACAGGUACAGCCACAGAUCCAGAGUCACUACACUAUGACUAUGUUGACGUGGAAACCAUCGCUAACAUCCAAGAUGCUGCGCGACACUCUUUCCUGUGGGCCACAUCUUCUAGUAGCACUUCCACUUACUCCAGGACGUACGAGGAGGUUCCCUAUGAGGCAGAGCAGCCUGGACCGGAGCGGAGGUCCAGUUUCUCUGCUAGUGACUCUGGUAGGACCAAACCUGGUCUGGCCCUGAAACGCGUUGGCUCCAACACCAAUCAGUAUGGCCUCUAUGGGAAAACACGAGCAGAGGAGGACGCUAAACUCUACUUGAGAGAGAAAGAACAGCUGGAGAGAGAGAGGGAUGGGAUACGGAACACUCGGCUGACACUGAGACAAGAGAGGAGAGAGGUGAAGGAGAGGUUGAAGACUGCUACAGAGGAGCAGAGGGGCUCCCUGAGUGAGCGUGUGUCCCAACUAGAGGAGGCGUGCCGGGGAAAGGAGAGUGAGAGAGUGGACCUGGAGCUCCGGCUCACCCAGGCUAAAGACAACCUGAAGAAGAGUCUAGCAGGAGGGGCUCUGGGGGCACCUGGGGAGAGCAAACCCUCCAGCAAGGUCUUUAGCAGUCCCUACUACUCUGAGUCUAUACCAGUCAGCUGUGUCUCUGCGGCCCGUAAGAAACCUCCUGUCUACUCCUCGUCUAAAAGAACAGUCAUGCAGAAAGCCAAGGAAUGGGAGUCGAAGAAAUGCACUUAAAGCAUAAGGAUGUUAAAGCAAGAUUGGAGAUUAUUGGCGGAAUAUCAGAGAGAGGAUGUGUCUUUCAGAUUGUUGUAGAGAUAUGGACGAAAUGGGAUAUUUGAGCCAGUGUACAGAAAGGAUAUUCAAUUAUACCUUGAUAAAUGACAAAGGGACAAUGAUCGAUUUUAAGGUGAGAAUGUUCAAUAGAACAGGAAUGGAAGACAAUGGACAUGGAAGAAAAACACAGUGAUUUACUGUAUGUGAUGUGCUUUAAAGGGAUACUUCCAGAUUUGGUCAAUUAAGCCCUUUCCUAGCUUCAUGCUACUGUAGCUUCUCCUGUAUACUUCCAGUCAUUGCACUACAGCUAUAACAAUGGCUCCAGAACCUACCUUCAACUUCCUUGAAACUACACACAUAGACAUAAAAAUGGUAUCCAUGAGUUCAUCUGACUCUGGAUAAGUAGAUACAAGUCUGGAACUUUCCCUUGAACAUUAUUUACCCCUUUGCCUUCUCACCGACAGAAGACGGAAGACAUAACUACUGUUUUGUAUAUAGGAUUAUUUUUAGACUGCACAAUGUUCCUUUUCCCCUCAAAUUGAGAUUUACUUUAUAAACAGUAUAAUGACUAACAUAAUAGUGCUAAUAAUAGACAUAACUGUAAAUAUUAUCUGAACAAUGUACAUUACGUGCCAAUACUUAUCUACAGGAAUUCACACCACUGAUAAGACAGUACCUACAGUGCCUUCGGAAAGUAUUCUUACCCCUUGACUUUUUCCACAUUUUUUUAGGUUACAGCCUUAUU